Molecule: messenger RNA, 2521 nt
Organism: Salvia miltiorrhiza (redroot sage)
Lineage: Eukaryota; Viridiplantae; Streptophyta; Magnoliopsida; Lamiales; Lamiaceae
Exons: 5
Coding region: 139-891 (250 amino acids)
Source: RefSeq, a predicted model, not a curated record
AUCGGAUCCGAACCGCUUUUAAGCUCUGUGACUGUCGCUGUUAAUUGUUAAGCAAUUCUUCCACAGUUCCACUUCACUUCACUUGUAUACAAGAGCCUAUACAUACACAUAUACAGAGAGAGACAGAGAGAGAGAGAGAUGGCAGACAAGCCGAGCAGAGCCCUCGUAUUGUACGGUGACGGGCUGGCCCGAUUCAUGAGCCCGGCCCAGACCCACCUCAAUUCUCUCGCUUCUCGGGCCCUCUGCGGCUUCCUCGCCCUCCCUCAUUCGCCUCAAUCAGAAAAUGAGGAUAUGAGGAUAGUUAGGGAGUUUGCGGAGUUGCUUGAUGCAAACGAAGCAUAUGAAAGCUCGGUUGCAAGAGGAAUACGUGAAGAUACACCUCAAGAAAAGUGUGCAUUCCCAUCUGUAGCAGAGAGGUUCAUGGGAAUGAAGGCGGCUUUAGUCACUGACAACUCAAGUAUGAAGUCUUUCGGAGGUAUGGUUGGCUUCAAAGUGUAUUCCUGGAACGAAAUGUCUGGUUCCAGCGCUGAGUCGUCUCAUUUGGCUUCCGAGUUGUUGAAACUGCUUGGAUUUCAGGAAGGGAAGAUAUUGGAUUCAAGCAUCUUUGAGUUGGUUUUCGUUCAUAUUGGAGCCAACUCGAAGAUGAAUGGGGUCGAGGGCAUAGAUCUUGUAGACCGUUUGGUCGGUGAUUUCUUACACAAGGCGGUGUCCGAAAGUUAUAUCGGCUCUAGGCUGCACAUGUCUGUUAUUAUGAGCUACGGGGCUACGUUGGGAGACGAGGAUCUACAACUCUCAGUUUCAAAUGUUACAAAUAAGGACGUUGGUGAACUUUCACGCCUUUUCCCGCGUCAAAGUUACACGAUGAAAGGCAGCACUGUCCAAUGCUACUAGCCCAGUAUCAGCAUGCUGCGACGCGCGUUGAUGCAGCGAAAUCGUUCGCGUUUAGAGAUUUUCUUGAGGUAUUAUACUCUUUGGCUCCAUAAUUGUGCUAGUAUCAUGAAACUAGAAACAUGCAUAAAUCUCCACCUUGUGUGCUGUGUAUAGCGACUAAUGUUUGAACCUUUUUUAACAAUUGUACCCCAACGAUAUUAUAGAUUAAUACCCUACAAUAUCAAUGUUGUUAACAAUUUUACCCUAUCAUUCGAUUUUUGGCGGCUGAGUGGUGACUCAGUGAUGAGGACUAAAUUGUGACCGUUCGGAACUACUAGUGUGUGCAUACGUCAAAAUGUGACCGUUUAGCCUCCGAAAAUCGAAUGAUGGGGUAUAAUUGUAAACUACAUUGAUGGUAUAGGUAUUAGUUCUGUAAUUCACAUACAUUGGGUAUAUAUAUAACGGUGAAAAAGUUUAAUUAUUGGGGUAUAAAAAUACUUUCUCCAUCCACGAAACAUCUUCCUAGUAUUAGUUUUGGUCGCGUCUUCUAUCAACUUCUAAUGGCAUCAGCGUCGAAUUAGGCACUAAAAAAGUGUAACAAAAAUAGUAAGUAAGUUUGAUGGCUGAGAGCUAAAUAGAACUAAAUCUAAUAGUUCAGUGAAAGAGAAAAGCCAAUUUUUCCUGGUUUACUUUAUCAUUUUUUGUUCUUUUUGAGAUAGUACUAGUUUAAUUUAUCAUUUUAUACCAUUGGUAGGGAGAAAUAAAAAUUGUACUCUCUUCGUCUCACGGAAGUAGUCCUUUUUUUAAUGUACCACGUUAUGGGUCAGUUUCUUAAUUUGAAUUAUUUUAAAACCUUCUUCUACUAAAAUAACUUUAUUUAGUAUUUGUGGAUAAUAUAUGGAACAAUAAAUAAGGGCUAAAAUAAAUAAAACAAUUGCAUAUAAAUAAUAUUUUAUAAACAACAUUAAAUAUAUUUUUUAAAAUGUGUGAAAAUAUAAGAGGAUUAUCUUUGAUGGGACAAAGAGAGUAAUGAUUAGUGUUAGGCUUAGAUCUGUUUAGAUAAGAGAUUAUAAUUUUUCUUUGACAUUUGCGUGAUGUUACUUCUCUAUGGCUUUUCUCAAAAAUUCACCUAUUUGUUAUGAUCGUAUUAAUAAGUGCUAGAAUAGUCAUUCAUGUGAUGCACUGUAAUAGAGCAUACAAGUAAACCUUCAAUUUUAUUCUAAUUACAAAGUCGCUCAAUUUUGCAAUUGAUCUAUAAUUGGCGAUUAGUGUUUAUUUUAAUCACCAAAUUAUUACUCAAAUUUUGAUAUCGCACUUUUCUUGCAGAAUGGCGGGAACCUCGUUAUACCGGUGGAUCGAUUUUUACAUGAGGUAGCGUUCAAGCUAUGGAAGGCUCCAAAAUAUGGUGCUUGAGCUGCAGAUGUGAAAACUAGAUUUUACUGUGUUUAUCGAUCUGUAGUUGAGCUAAUGCACAACGGUUGCAUCGUUUCAUCUCAUAUCUUUUGGUUAUUCAACGUUUCAAAACGAAACGAACGAAGUCGAAGCUGUUUUCACGGUCGCUGUUAAACCGUUUUAACUGCGAUCAUCUUGAAUUGGAAUUUUGGAAAUGUUGAUCACGGUUAAAAUAACUGAAUGGCAACCAUUUCGACAA